Gossypium raimondii (Peruvian cotton) is the source of this 740-nucleotide messenger RNA. Its product is annotated as 60S ribosomal protein L23. Gene Ontology annotation, cellular component: cytosolic large ribosomal subunit; ribosome. The coding region runs from base 126 to 548 and encodes 140 amino acids. NCBI's taxonomy places the organism in Eukaryota, Viridiplantae, Streptophyta, Magnoliopsida, Malvales, Malvaceae. Gene Ontology annotation, biological process: translation. The record is from RefSeq and is a predicted model, not a curated record. Gene Ontology annotation, molecular function: structural constituent of ribosome; large ribosomal subunit rRNA binding. The transcript has 4 exons.
UUCAUGCCCAUCGGGAACAGUUCAGUCACCUGAAAUGCAAAACCCAAAGAAACCCUAACUACACCAUCUAUAUAAAGCUCAAAUCUCCCUCGUCCUUGCUUUCUGUUUCUCUUCAGCCGUCGAAAAUGUCGAAGCGAGGGCGUGGAGGUUCAGCUGGCAACAAGUUUAGGAUGUCACUGGGUCUGCCAGUGGCGGCUACAGUGAACUGUGCUGAUAACACUGGCGCUAAGAACUUAUACAUCAUUUCGGUGAAGGGAAUCAAGGGCCGUCUUAACCGAUUGCCAUCAGCUUGUGUUGGAGAUAUGGUAAUGGCUACUGUCAAGAAAGGGAAGCCUGAUCUUAGGAAGAAGGUCUUGCCUGCUGUCAUUGUGAGACAGCGCAAGCCCUGGCGCAGAAAGGAUGGUGUUUACAUGUACUUUGAAGAUAAUGCUGGUGUCAUUGUGAACCCAAAGGGAGAAAUGAAAGGUUCUGCUAUAACUGGUCCAAUUGGAAAAGAGUGUGCUGAUCUAUGGCCAAGGAUUGCAAGUGCAGCUAAUGCCAUUGUUUAGGAACUCACAUUUUAGUCAUUGUGUUUCUCUGCAUGGGACUAAUAUAGUUUUCUGGAUCAAGAUUUUGUUUAUUUUUAUUUUUCCUUCAGAACAUCAUUUGGAUGGUAUCUUUUGAUUUGAUCUUGAUUUUGGAGGUAAAUUGUAGUUUGUGGAGAGAUUUUUUAAUGUUUACUGGUGUUUUCAUUUUCUAAA